AUGCAGAAACAGGAGACAGAGACAGUGCUGGUGCAGCUCGUUCUAAUCAUAUUUCACAUCUCCAUAAGAGGAUAUGAGAGCGCUGCACCAUCACACAGGUGCAAGGCUUCAGGGCACAACAUCACGGACAGUUCUGAUACAUAUCUGUGUGGUUUCUCCUGCCGCACCCUGGACCAUGACUGCACCCUGGACCAUGACUGCACCCUGGACCAUGACUGCACCCUGGACUAUGACUGCAUCCUGGACCAUGACUGCACCCUGGACUAUGACUGCACCCUGGACCAUGACUGCACCCUGGACCAUCACUGCACCCUGGACCAUGACUGCACCCUGGACCAUGACUGCACCCUGGACUAUGACUGCACCCUGGACCAUGACUGCACCCUGGACUAUGACUGCACCCUGGACCAUGACUGCACCCUGGACCAUCACUGCACCCUGGACCAUGACUGCACCCUGGACCAUGACUGCACCCUGGACCAUGACUGCACCCUGGACCAUGACUGCACCCUGGACCAUGACUGCACCCUGGACCAUCACUGCACCCUGGACCAUGACUGCACCCUGGACCAUGACUGCACCCUGGACCAUGACUGCACCCUGGACCAUGACUGCACCCUGGACCAUGACUGCACCCUGGACCAUCACUGCACCCUGGACUAUGACUGCACCCUGGACCAUGACUGCACCCUGGACCAUCACUGCACCCUGGACCAUGACUGCACCCUGGACCAUCACUGCACCCUGGACCAUGACUGCACACUGGACCAUGACUGCACCCUGGACCAUGACUGCACACUGGACCAUGACUGCACCCUGGACCAUCACUGCACCCUGGAUCAUGACUGCACCCUGGACCAUGACUGCACCCUGGACCAUCACGGCACCCUGGACCAUGACUGCACCCUGGACCAUGACUGCACCCUGGACCAUCACUGCACCCUGGACCAUGACUGCACCCUGGACCAUCACUGCACCCUGGACCAUGACUGCACCCUGGACCAUGACUGCACCCUGGACCAUCACUGCACCCUGGACCAUGACUGCACCCUGGACCAUCACUGCACCCUGGACCAUGACUGCACCCUGGACCAUGACUGCACCCUGGACCAUGACUGCACACUGGACCAUGACUGCACCCUGGACCAUGACUGCACCCUGGACCAUGACUGCACCCUGGACCAUCACUGCACCCUGGACCAUGACUGCACCCUGGACCAUGACUGCACCCUGGACCAUCACUGCACCCUGGACCAUGACUGCACCCUGGACCAUGACUGCACACUGGACCAUGACUGCACCCUGGACCAUCACUGCACACUGGACCAUCACUGCACCCUGGACCAUGACUGCACCCUGGACCAUCACUGCACCCUGGACCAUGACUGCACCCUGGACCAUGACUGCACCCUGGACCAUGACUGCACCCUGGACCAUGACUGCACCCUGGACCAUGACUGCACCCUGGACCAUCACUGCACCCUGGACCAUGACUGCACCCUGGACCAUCACUGCACCCUGGACCAUGACUGCACCCUGGACCAUGACUGCACCCUGGACCAUGACUGCACCCUGGACCAUGACUGCACCCUGGACCAUCACUGCACCCUGGACCAUGACUGCACCCUGGACCAUCACUGCACCCUGGACCAUGACUGCACCCUGGACCAUGACUGCACCCUGGACCAUCACUGCACCCUGGACCAUGACUGCACCCUGGACCAUGACUGCACACUGGACCAUGACUGCACCCUGGACCAUGACUGCACCCUGGACCAUCACUGCACCCUGGACCAUGACUGCACCCUGGACCAUGACUGCACCCUGGACCAUGACUGCACCCUGGACCAUGACUGCACACUGGACCAUGACUGCACCCUGGACCAUGACUGUACCCUGGACCAUCACUGCACCCUGGACCAUGACUGCACCCUGGACCAUGACUGCACCCUGGACCAUGACUGCACCCUGGACCAUGACUGCACCCUGGACCAUCACUGCACCCUGGACCAUGACUGCACCCUGGACCAUGACUGCACCCUGGACCAUCACUGCACCCUGGACCAUGACUGCACCCUGGACCAUGACUGCACCCUGGACCAUGACUGCACCCUGGACCAUGACUGCACACUGGACCAUGACUGCACCCUGGACCAUGACUGCACCCUGGACCAUGACUGCACCCUGGACCAUCACUGCACCCUGGACCAUGACUGCACCCUGGACCAUGACUGCACCCUGGACCAUCACUGCACCCUGGACCAUGACUGCACCCUGGACCAUGACUGCACACUGGACCAUGACUGCACCCUGGACCAUGACUGCACCCUGGACCAUGACUGCACCCUGGACCAUGACUGCACCCUGGACCAUGACUGCACCCUGGACCAUGACUGCACCCUGGACCAUGACUGCACCCUGGACCAUCACUGCACCCUGGACCAUGACUGCACCCUGGACCAUGACUGCACCCUGGACCAUCACUGCACCCUGGACCAUCACUGCACCCUGGACCAUGACUGCACCCUGGACCAUCACUGCACCCUGGACCAUCACUGCACCCUGGACCAUGACUGCACCCUGGACCAUCACUGCACCCUGGACCAUCACUGCACCCUGGACCAUGACUGCACCCUGGGUCCCACAUGGACAGAAACUUAUGGAAGUGCCUAUCCAUCCAUCCUUUUUCUUCCGCUUCAUCUGUGGCCUGGUCGCGGGGGCAGCAGUCUGAGCAGAGACGCCCAGACUUCCCUAUCCACACACACUUCCUUCAACGAAUCCUAG
Messenger RNA from Knipowitschia caucasica, 2784 nucleotides. The record is from the annotation of a GenBank genome assembly. Lineage: Eukaryota; Metazoa; Chordata; Actinopteri; Gobiiformes; Gobiidae.